UCUUUCCCUUGCUCUGUUUAAUAUGUGCUUUCUGAUGACACUGCGGUCUCUGUUCUAACAAACUUUGUGUACUUUACUUUUCGCAGUCAGAAUUGUAAGGUGCACCACGGAGUUGUUGAUGGUGAAUGCACUUCUUCAGAAUGGUUGCAACCAACAGCUUAAACAAUAAAAAUUCUGAACUGAUUCAGCAGCAAUUUCAGCAGGCAUCCUUCUUUGACUUUGACUACUGGGAUUUUGUAGUGCCUGAACCCAACUUUAAUGAGAUGGUGUUUGAGGAACGAACAUGUCAGAAUCUGAUUAGAAUGCUGGAGAACUGCCUCUCUAAAUCAAAACAGACUAGACUGCAUUGCUCAAGGGUCUUAGUCCCUGAGAAACUAACUCGGAGGAUAGCUCAAGAUGUCUUGCGUCUCUCUUCUACAGAGCCUUGUGGCUUGCGGGGCUGCAUUAUUCAUAUCAACUUGGAAACUGGAAAUGUAUGUAAAAAGCUGGAGAAGAUUGUUUGUGACCCCAGUGUCAUUCCCACGUUUGAACUGACACUGGUGUUCAAGCAAGACAAUUGUUCAUGGCCUAGCUUCAGGAGUUUAUUCCCCAGAGUUUGUUUUACUUCUAGCUAUAAACAGACUCUGAUCCUGAGCGCAGGGUUUCGUCUAAUUAAGAAAAAAUUAUACUCCUUGAUUGGGACAGUUGUUGAAGAAUGCUGAAAAGUGUACUAGUUAAAAAAAGCUGAGCUAAAAACCCAUAGAAAUAGGAGCGAUAUUUGCACAAUACCUGUCUAUGGUCUUGAAGCUGGCAAAAUCUUUGUGGAGCUAUCUGGUGCUAUGUAAAAUGAGGAGGAGUGCAGCUCCUUGAUACUUGAAACAUUCCUUGGUUAGCAGAGAUUUGGCAAGCCCAAUAGCCAUCCUGAUUGCCAUUUAUUGCUAGCAGUUGGACUAAAUGCUGCCCUAACGGUUUGGCAUUCUUUGAUAUUUUUUAAGAUGAGUUCCCUAGAUUCACAUUGUUUUAAAUUCAGGUUAGGAGAAAUUACUCACAAGCUUUCAAGGAAUAAACACAUCUCUAGGACUACAUAGGUCAAAGAGGUAGGAAUGAUGCUUCCAAAAUGUUGC
Messenger RNA from Candoia aspera, 1103 nucleotides. RefSeq names its product DNA damage inducible transcript 4 like (gene DDIT4L). The record is from RefSeq and is a predicted model, not a curated record. Bases 126 to 701 code for a protein of 191 amino acids. Gene Ontology annotation, cellular component: cytoplasm. Lineage: Eukaryota; Metazoa; Chordata; Lepidosauria; Squamata; Candoiidae. Gene Ontology annotation, biological process: negative regulation of signal transduction. The transcript is spliced from 3 exons.